UUAAUUUUAAUGUUAUAUAUAUCUAUAUAUGGCUGCGACAAGAAGGAAGGAAAUUUAAUCAGCUUUCACACUAAGGACUUCAAUGUUCUAAUCGGAUACCAUAACAUUUUUAUCAGACGUUUUGACAUUUGGACUUUCUUAUAUUCAACUGUUUUUGUGAUUGAAGAAAUUUUACAAGUUGCAAAUAAACUAGUGAAGAAUUUUUCAUCUCCAUUUCGAGUCUGGUUUGGCAAUAUUGCAUAUAUCUGUGUAUAUGACGGAGACCAGAUAAAGGCUGUCCUGCAAAGUCGAUGCUUCGAGAAAAGUUCGAUUUAUAACAUUUUUAAACCAGUAUUGAGAACAGGACUUCUCACAUCUUCUGUAUCUAUAUGGAGUUCAAAUCGAAAAAUGAUGGAGAGAAUUUUUACUCCAAACCACCUUCGAAUGUACUUUAAUAUAUUUGUGCAACAAUCAUUAGCACUUACGGACGAAUUAGAAAAAGUUGAACAAAAUAGUAAUGAAAUUAUACUUCUUGACUUCCUAUAUAGAUAUAAUUUGAACAUUGCGUGUGAAACUAUGUUGGGCCUCAAAGUGGAAUCACAAUUACUACACCAAUUACUUGAAAUAGUGAUGAGCAUAAAGAAAACUUUUAGAUAUAGAUUAAGUCACAUAUUUUUGCAUUCAAAUGUUAUAUUCAAUCUUUCUACUACAAAACGGAGACAGCAAAAACUAUUAAAUAAUGGCAUUUUGCUUAUAAAUGAGAUACUGCAAAGGAAACAUGCAUUCGAUAAAUUUGAGGCAACCAAAUCCAACAGUGAGACACUUCUUUUCGACAUUCUGUUGGAAGCAUCUCAUGAAGGAAGAUUAACUCAACAAGAACAUUUGGAUCAAGUGAUUACAAUGUUAUUCGCAGCCACUGACACAACUGCUCUUACAAUAAAUUUUGUGACUUUUAUGCUCGCAAAUUUCCCAGAAGUACAGGAAAAAGUGUACAAUGAAUUAUCAGAAAUUUACGGCACUGAAUCUCCAAAAUCUGUACCAAUUAAAUAUGAUGAUUUGCAAAAAAUGGAAUAUUUGAAUCGAGUUAUUAAGGAAACAAUGAGACUCUUCCCAUCUGGUCCUUUGAUUGGACGAAUUCUAACAGAAGAAUUAAAGAUAGGAGAAAUUAUUUUACCUAAAGGAGCUGAUAUACUUAUGUCUAUAUUUCAUAUGCACCGAAAUAAGAAACAUUGGUCGAAUCCCUUGGUGUUCGAUCCAGAUAGAUUUCUCCCAGGAAACCUAAAACAUUGUUCGAAAUAUUUCAUGCCGUUUAGUACCGGACUCAGAAAUUGUAUUGGUCAGAAGUAUGCGAUGAUUUCUAUGAAAGUCAUUCUUGCAACAUUGAUACGAACAUUUGAAUUUAAAUUAGAUAAAAAUAUCAAUAUAUAUGAUAUAAAACUUAGUAUAGACGCAACAUUGUGUACUGUAAAUCCUCUGAAAGUUAAAAUAGAAAAAAGAAAUUAUUGAAUUUAAAAAAUAUAACAAUUUAGGUUAAAAGAAUAUGUAAAUGGGAAAUAUGAGAAAUAAAGGGUAAAGGAUAUAAG
This is a messenger RNA of Linepithema humile (Argentine ant), 1562 nucleotides long. RefSeq names its product cytochrome P450 4C1. Gene Ontology annotation, molecular function: heme binding; iron ion binding; monooxygenase activity. NCBI's taxonomy places the organism in Eukaryota, Metazoa, Arthropoda, Insecta, Hymenoptera, Formicidae. The record is from RefSeq and is a predicted model, not a curated record.